Molecule: messenger RNA, 1631 nt
Organism: Spirometra erinaceieuropaei
Lineage: Eukaryota; Metazoa; Platyhelminthes; Cestoda; Diphyllobothriidea; Diphyllobothriidae
Source: the annotation of a GenBank genome assembly
AUGACCAGCCCUGACGCCGCCAGAGACAAAUUCUACGAGGACCUGCACACCCUUCUGGCGACUGUGUCGAAGGCGGACAAGUUGAUUGUUCUUGGUGACUUCAACGUCCGCGUCGGCACAGACCAUGCUGCCUGGAGAGGAGUGCUGGGUCCCCAUCGUCUCCGCGGCUCCGACGACAAGGGCCUGCUCCUUCUCCGCACCUUCGCAGAACACCGACUCGUCCUGAUGAGCACAUUCUUCUGCCUGCCGGAGCGAGAGAAGGCCACCUGGAUGCAUCCUCGGUCGCAGCAGGGGCACCUGCUGGACCAUGUCCUCGUCUGGAGGCGAGAUCAGCGGGACAUGCUGGUGACAAAGGUAAGCGACCCCCAGGUAAGCUGAAUGUUGCCUUGUUGUCUUUGCCCGCUCAUCGUCUUCAUUUCAGCAAUGAGCUAGCUCAACGGCUAGACAACCUCCCCAUCGCUGCCGCCGCCGAAAAGAACGCCGCCGCGGUGAACCGAUGGUGUCAACUGCGAGACACAGCCCUGUCGACAGUCCUGACCGUCCUCGAUCGGGUACGCCGCCAACACCAGGAAUGGUUUGAGGAGAACGACGCUACCAUCAGCAACCUGCCCACCGAAAUGAAUCGCCUACACAAAGCCUACGUGGACCACCCCACCGCCGACAGCAAGGCUGCUUUCUACCUCUGUCGUCGCCUCGUUCAACAGCGACUGCAUGAGAUAUAGGACGCCUUGACGUCUCGUAAGGCUGAGGAGAUUCAAGGGUACGCGGACCGCAACGAAUGGAAGAACUUCUCCUCCGCGAUCACAGCUAUCUACGGACCGCCAACAAAAGGCACUGCUCCCCUCCUCAGAGCCGACGGCAGCACUCUCCUGACUGAGAAGACGCAAAUCCUACAGCGAUGGGCCGAGCAUUUCUGGGGCGUCCUCAACCGCCCUUCCGUAAUCUCCGACGCCGCAAUCGCCCGCUUGCCGCAAGUGGAGACCAACGUGGACCUCGACCUCCCGCCAUCUCUCCAGGAAACCAUCAGGGCCGUGCAGCAGCUCUCCAGCGGGAAAGCAACCGGAUCAGACGCAAUCCCUGCUGAGGUCUACAAGCACGGAGGUCCCCAACUAAUAGAUCACCUGACUGCGCUCUUCCAGGAGAUGUGGCGUCAAGGUAAAGUCCCGCAAGAUUUCAAAGACGAAACCAUUGUGCAUCUCUACAAGCGAAAAGGGAACCGCCAAGUCUGCGACAAUCACCGCGGCAUCUCCCUACUGAACAUCGCCGGGAAGAUCUUCGCUCGCAUCCUCCUCAACCGCCUCAACAACCAUCUGGAACAGGGCCUUCUGCCGGAAAGCCAAUGCGGCUCCCGUCGUCAUCGUGGGACCACGGAUAUGAUCUUCGCCGCCCGCAAACUUCAGGAGAGGGGCCAGGAGAUGCGGACCCGCCUGUACUCUACCUUCGUGGACCUGACGAAAGCCUUCGACACGGUGAAUCAUGAAGGACUGUGGAAGAUCAUGCAGAACUUCGGCUGUCCGGAGCGACUCAUCCAGAUGGUGCGUCAACUGCACGACGGUAUGAUGGCGCGAGUCACGGACAACGGAGCUGUCUCAGAGGCAUUCGCAGUGACCAACGGAGUGAAACAGGGAUGA